Messenger RNA from Clarias gariepinus (North African catfish), 1621 nucleotides. RefSeq lists its product as uncharacterized. The record is from RefSeq and is a predicted model, not a curated record. NCBI's taxonomy places the organism in Eukaryota, Metazoa, Chordata, Actinopteri, Siluriformes, Clariidae. Bases 1 to 615 code for a protein of 204 amino acids. Gene Ontology annotation, cellular component: stress fiber; neuron projection; synapse. Gene Ontology annotation, biological process: regulation of actin cytoskeleton organization; actin filament bundle assembly; actin filament polymerization. The transcript has 4 exons.
AUGCAGCAGGAGCUCUGGCUCCGGGCCAAAUCUCAGGUUAUCGCCUCCCUGAAAGCAGUGUGUGCAAUGAGGGCAGCAGCCGCCUCGCACCCGCUUCCUCCACCGCCGUACGAACACGAGCUGAAGAACGCCCUGUCCUCCAGUGAUGGCAGCUCACUGAGACCGACACACCUCAGGACACGGGUGACCAACGGCACGUUUAUAAACAGUCACGGGUUUCCACAUGGCCAUACCAGAGAACCUGCAGAUAAACAAAAUACUGCUGAGAGCCCAAGGAAUCUCAACAACCCGGUGAAAUCCUCGAGGAGCCACCAGGAGCUGCACAGAGAGCUGCUAAUGGCCCACAGGAAGGGUCUGGCUGUGUGCUGUAAACCUGAGCUGCAGAUGGUUCUGGAGAGGAGGAAGAAGGAGCAGACCCAGAGAGAGGAAGGGGAACAGUGCAGGAGCCCUCUGGAGCAGGUCCUCCUCCAGCGACAACAGAAGCAGCAGGAAGUGAUGAGGGAAAAGGAACAGGAAGAGAAAUUACGGCACGAGGUACAGCUUCUGGAGUUUGUCAGAGUGAGACAGAAUUUGAAGAAAGUGCAUUCAGCGCUAAACAAAAACACCAACUCCUGAAAAUCAGCCAGGAAAUAAAGCUGGCUUUGACAAGGAGAAACAAAUCUGCCGUAGAUCCCCAAACCUCCCGGAAUAACCUUCAACAAGACUGAAUGGGAAAUUUGCAUUUUAAAUACAGUACCACAGUGUUUGUCUUUGUCCUUUUUGUCCAGAUGAAUGUUUUCAAAAUCCAUAAUGCAACAAACUAAUGUAGCUCUGAUAUAAAAGUAAGGGUUUUUUGAGCAACACAUGCUUUGUUUACGGGACAAAUCCUGACGAGUUGCAUGUUAAUCUUCAGAAUUGUGUAAUUUUAAUAAAUUUAAACUUUUUUUCCUUGGAGUGAUGGUCUAUCUCCACUUUGGUUAAGAUUUUCCUAUAGCAUCUACAAUGACCUCAGAACACCCACAGAAUGGCGUCAGUAGGAUGGUGCGUACUGUAACCUAUAUUUGACUAAGAAGUAUUUUGCAGGAUGGAAUGAUGUCAUUUUCUCCCCUGGUGUCAUGGAACUGCAAAGGGCUAAAUUAGGCAGGUGUCUGCAUGUUCAUAAACAGGGAAGGAACGUCUAGUUAAGGACACUACCCCGAGUUAAUGAGCAGGAAUUUUAAGAUAAAGUACUGAUUUCUUCGUCUUUUUCUGGUUAUAGCUUGGGAAUUAUAAGCUGCAACCGUAAAUCAAACCCAACAUAACUCUAAUGCUGAAUUUAAGGUGAAGCUGUGACUUAUACUGUAGCUCCCUGUCUAAGGCUGACACAGUUUGUUGUUCAAACAGUAUGGUGCAAUUUCGGUUUAGGAGACAGCACACCACAAAUAUAGAAUAACUCUAUUAAUGUCAUUAGUAACAUCAGCACUGCAUGCACCUGCUAAUUUCUCACAUAAAUAACGCAAAUACCUCACCAACCAACAAAUUAGCACUAAACACACUAUACAUAGUUUAAUAUAAACAUAAUGAAUGUGUUUCAAGGUGGCCUUUUUUCUUUAAUGUUCACCUUUGAGUAUAUUAUUAAUCCGUUUGCUUUUGUUCUUGUAAA